Molecule: messenger RNA, 1794 nt
Organism: Patiria miniata (bat star)
Lineage: Eukaryota; Metazoa; Echinodermata; Asteroidea; Valvatida; Asterinidae
Exons: 6
Coding region: 218-832 (204 amino acids)
Source: RefSeq, a predicted model, not a curated record
UACACGUAAUGGCCCCAAUUCACCCCGCAGCUGUACCUGUGCGAGGCAAUACAAAAUUCUAUUGAAUAAUCAGGUGAUACAGUUUUUUGAUACUCAGCUGGAACGUCGUACUUUCGCGAGGCUACACACUUCUAGUGCUAGAUAUACUCAGUCUACACAGAACUAGAAUUAACCUUUCAUCAGCCUGCCGAGCAUCACGCAUCUUGAAGAUUCUUCAAUGAUGAAGUUUCAACUCGCAACUGCGGUUUGCCUGGUGUUUUUUCUGCUGUUUGUAGGAGCAGAGAGCGGUGUUGUUAACAACCCUGAGAAGCCAGCAACGAAGGUGUUGUAUGAGCCACAGGGAGAUGGAACAGCCGUGGAGGGCGCCCCCGGAGAGAAAAAAGUGAUCGUGAACUGGUGCUCGAUAUGCGUGGCCCUCGUUGAGUGGCUGGAUGCCCACAUUAUCAAUGAAACCGAGAACGGUCUUUUCUUCUUAUUCGGCAAGGUCUGCAAUGCCCUGCCCACCUCUGUGCGGGCUGAAUGCAACGACCUGGCCAACCAGCUGGUGCCCAUGCUGACCGAGUUGCUUCUGGAGGAGUUCAUCCCGGUCCAAGUGUGCAGGCUCCUGACUGUCUGCGAUGUCUCAGAAUUGCAAAAUCCCGCAGUCUUGCAUGGCGAUGGAGUACCCAACAUGAACAAGCUGGGCGCCCUCAGGGGAAAAGAGGUUGACCUUCAGCGCAUUGCAGACAGCGUCUGCACCGCACUCCCGUACAAAUACUACGCCCUCUGUCACGAAGUCCUGAAGACCGACACGCUUGAAAAAAUGACGUCACUCAUCAAGCCUCGUAAAUAAACCACGUGACUGGCGGCUAAUGACCCCACGAAACCAAGGAAAAGUCAUAACAAUUAACAUAUCGCAAUACUGAGGUUGUAACAUUGGACCUAUGACGGCAAUUGUACUUUUUUUUUCUUUAGAUCACGGACUAUUAUUACGUAAUGAUCAUACACAGGAUUAUAAUAAUUACUAUUUUAGCCAACAUAAAAUGCUUACAGUCUUGUACAUGUUCAACAAUAAUGAGCUCCGUUUUUAUGUUUUGACAGUGUCAAAACAUGAACUUGUGACACUUUGGCAUUGUGCCAACAUUUCUGACUGAAACUUUUUAAGGUCAUUAAUCAUGAUGACUAUUAUAAAUAUUCUUCGGCCAGUUGUUAUUUUACUGCACUGAUAAUGUAACUGAUAAAAAAUAUCAAGGCCUAGUAAAUUUUUACGGGUGACUAAUUUCCUUGUGCUCCCAUUGGAUAAAUGUUGUUUGAUCGGACACUCGGUGGCAGCGAGCUGCCCACAAUACUUUGCGUUUCCUUCACAGUUUGGUUUUGUGUUAAAUUGACUAGCGGUCACCAGCGAGCUGCGACCGUAGGGUGGUUGAUACAAUUAAAGUGACUAAAUCUUCCCCGUCAUUAUGUUUUAACAUAAGACCUAAUUCGUUAUAUAUUACUAUUUUCUAUGUAGUUUACAAACCUGGAUUAUCAGUGAUAAUUUCAUAAAGAAUGUAUACAGGUGGAGUAUUGUAUAGUAGCAUAUUACUAUAAGGUACGUUUUGUAAAGAAAGUUCAGUUGAUGAUGGCAUAAUAUUAUUGUUGUUGCCCAUUUGUAAAAGCCCCCUACCAGUGAAGGGAAAAAAAGUAGUGCCAGUGUUGUGUGAAAAUUGGUCUCUUUUGAGGUCAGUCCGCCCCUUGCCUCAUACACAUUUCAAAAUCAUAAAAUAUGAUUGACAAAAGAGUUUUAUAUUUGUUUGUAAUCAAAUUCUGGACUUU